Messenger RNA from Uloborus diversus, 2090 nucleotides. Its product is annotated as bestrophin-4-like. The transcript has 9 exons. The record is from RefSeq and is a predicted model, not a curated record. Lineage: Eukaryota; Metazoa; Arthropoda; Arachnida; Araneae; Uloboridae. Bases 1 to 2016 code for a protein of 671 amino acids. Gene Ontology annotation, molecular function: chloride channel activity.
AUGACUAUUACUUAUUCGUUAGAUGUAGCCAAUACACGAUUUUGCGGAUUUGCGAAACUUUUAGGACGUUGGAAAGGAAGCAUUUAUAAAAUUUUGUGGAAGGAGUUACUCGUAUUUACAAUUGGAUAUUCUCUAUUGAGCGUCACCUACAGGGUUCUACUGAACGAGGGACAGAAAAGAUCUUUCGAGCACGUUGUCAUUUACUUCGAGACAUUCAUCGAUCUCAUUCCUCUGUCAUUCGUCCUUGGGUUCUACGUCUCGUUGGUUAUUGGGAGAUGGUGGAGUCAGUAUGAUACAAUUCCAUGGCCCGACAGACUUUGCUAUAUGAUAGCUGCAUAUGUGCAUGGUGCUGAUGAAAGGAGUCGCAUGAUUCGGAGGACGCUCGGACGCUACUUGAUCCUGAUGCAAGCCUUGACGUGCCAGUCUGUCAGCACGUCGGUCAAGAAGAGGUUCCCGUCCACGCAACAUCUUGUCGCUUCAGGAAUAAUGACAAAGGAAGAGCGUACCGUGUACGAGAAUUUAGACGCUCCUUACGGUAAAUGGUGGCUUCCGGCUCUAUGGUUCAGCGGAUUGGUCAUGCGAGCCAAAAAGGAAGGAAGAAUAAAAGAUUCCAUUUUAGAAGAUGGAUUGUUUAGGGAAUUCUGUCUGUAUAGAAGCGCUUGUGGUAUGAUGUUCAGUUAUGACUGGAUAAGUGUUCCUCUUGUUUAUACUCAGGUAGUCACUCUGGCGACUUACACGUACUCGGUGGCUUUAAUGGUGGGUAGACAAUACUUGGAUCCAGAGAAAGACUAUAAGAAUCAUCAAGUGGAUAUGUAUGUUCCCGUAUUCACUCUGUUACAGUUCUUCUUUUACAUGGGAUGGCUAAAGGUUGCAGAACAAAUAGUCAAUCCUUAUGGGGAAGAUGAUGAUGACUUUGAGCUAAAUUGGUGUUUGGACAGGAAUUGCCAGGUUGUGUACUUAAUUGUGGACCACUUCCAUACGAAACAUCCGAAGCUGCGGAAGGAUAAAUUUUGGGACGAAAUGCUUCCUGAACUACCACAGACAAAAAUUACAGCUAAAUAUGUCAAGAAUCCCCAAUUAGGAUCUGCAUUUAAUAUGGAAGUCGAUCCCGCCGAUUCAGAGUUCUUACCAAUGGAUACCUUGUUAGAGGAGGAUAAUGAAGCCAAUGUAUACUCUAGUGAUUCUAUGAAACAUGCAAAUGGUGUGCGCUACAGACCUUCCUUUCUCAUGAACAUUCUCAACUCUAACUUUGGGCAGAACACUCGCAAACGUUCCAUGCAGAAGACGGACAGCUUCAAGGAUCAAUGGCACGUAAACCCUGCUUAUACAAUAAAUAUGGAAAGAUCCGCUCCGCCACGAGGAAGCAUGCCAAUUACGAGUAGAAAAUCAAGCUUGGCAAAGAAAUCUCCAGCGCACAGCCGAGCGUCAAGUAUAUCUUUCAAUCCUAGCAGCAUCAGCAGGCAUAGACAUAAGUCGUAUGAUUUUCAACAGGCUGAAACGACCCAUGCAAAUGGCCAUAUUGCAGAGUGUGAAGGUAAUGGGAUCUUUUCGACGAUGGCCGCAGCGAUGGCACCAGUUGUAGCCAACUUCGAAGAUGAAUCAGAUUCGAACCACAUGGAAGAGGAUACUGGAUAUCAGAAGACUGAGAGCUACAUGCCUGCCAUUCCAGAAGAACCUUCCCGACCGAUAUCCAUGGUAAGUACAGAACCUCAGUGCCAAGAACUAAAAACAAACCAAAGGGAUGACGUACAGAACUUGGUGGCAGAAGCUAGUAAAGUUUUGGAAGAGCUAAAUAAAGUGGUAACAUCACAGGGUCACCGUAAAGAUUGCGCUUCGAAAGAUUAUAAAUCUUGCUGUUCGUUGGAAAUGAGCGAAGCUUCUACCGAGGAAGACGAUAUUGGUUCAAACCGAACACCAGUGGAAAUGUGUGACAAUAUCGAUAAAAGUCCCGCUGUCAUAGAAAUCGGGGAAAUUCGUGAAGAGGAAGACCUUUCCUCGCACGAUUCUAGAGUAUGAUAAUAAAAUUUGUACUUAUACAAGUUUAAUCAUACACUUCGAAUCCUUGUUUUCUUAACUUAAAGAUGGUUUAA